Molecule: messenger RNA, 962 nt
Organism: Tachysurus vachellii
Lineage: Eukaryota; Metazoa; Chordata; Actinopteri; Siluriformes; Bagridae
Product: vitelline membrane outer layer protein 1-like
Exons: 5
Coding region: 100-714 (204 amino acids)
Source: RefSeq, a predicted model, not a curated record
AUACCAAAGCAUCUGCUGUCAGCAUGAGCACGUUUGCAGGGAGAAUUAUUCUGAUUACCUGAUAACAGUUGCACUUUAGUUUCAGCUGUAUCCAAAAGAAUGUAUCUUGUGCUUGUUUUGCCUCUGCUCAUGCUUUCCUUCGGGGAGUGUGCAAGUGUCAACGAUACACAAAGCAGAAUUAUCGGGCCGUUUCCCAGUUCGAUCUCUGUGAAUAACGGACAGAUCUGGGGAACAUGGGGAAUUUCAGAGAAGUGUCCUACAGGCACCUAUGCUACAGGCUUUAGCCUCAGGGUUGAGUCAUAUCAGGGAAUCUGGUAUGAUGACACAGCCCUAAAUGGAAUUGCUCUUCACUGCUCUAAGCCCAUUGGCUCCAACAGUAUUUUUGGGGGCUUCACAACUAUCAGAUCUGCUGUAGGAAGCUGGGGGUCUUGGUCAUCGCUUAUUUGGUGCCCCAGUGGAGUACUGAAAGCUUUCCAGCUGCGAGUAGAGGGUAAACAGGGAUUGAAAGAUGAUACUGCAGCUAACAACAUAAGGUUCAAAUGCUCCACGGGCUCUGUGUUGGAAGGCAGUGGUAUGAGCUGGGGUAGCUGGGGUUCCUGGAGCUCGCUUUGUGGUGGAACUGGGAUUUGUGGCAUCCAAACAAAAGUGGAAUCGCCUCAGGGCAUAGGAGAUGACACCAGUCUUAAUGAUGUCAUCUUCAGUUGCUGCAACUAAGCAAGAAUUGACAUGACAAGAACAUGAAUGAAGACAACUACAUUUAACAAAGAAUCAAAAUCUCUUUAUUUCUCAUGAAAUCAUAUAUCUGAGUGAAUUAUAUGUAUAAUAAUAAUAACUCAUCAAUCUGUCACUAAUUACAGAAAUGUACUCACUGAUGAUUUUGUCUUAUUUGUUAUCCUUUGCCUGUACUUUAAGGGAAAAUCAGUUUUGAAUUACUUAAUGAAAUAAAAUAAACAACAGCUCAA